AUGGUUGUAUGGAGGCUAUUAAUUGCAGGUUUGCAGGUAAUCGAUAGAGGUAGGCGGUGGCGGGUCGGACCAAGCGCUGGCGGUGUGCGUGACGGAUCAUGGCGGAGCGGGGGGGAGCCCUCGUUAAACGCACCCGCCGCGACGCGGCCUGCAGCCAUCCGGCCCCCGGGCGACACACGGCCGGGAUUGGCCGCCGCGCCGCCCGGCCCGACCCCGUCAGCCAAUCCGCUCGCAGUCGGCCGCACGCCCACGGAGCGUCCGCGGCCCGCGCUCAGACCGCGCGCGACUCCGCCGCGCACACUCGCACCGAUGCGCGGCUCCUGGGACGAGUCCACCACGGCGGCGCUGCACGCGCGCAUCCUGGAGGCGCACCGCGGGCCCGCUGCGCCCGACCGCGCCGCCGAGCCCGCUACUUGUACUGAGCCUGCUCCGCCGCUCACCAUUAAUUCCAUCGAGCUGGCCGCGCCGACUCCUCUGCUGCCCUUACCGACGCUGUCUUUCAGCGCCGAACAAGUUGCCACCGUUUGUGAAACCCUGGAGGAGAGUGGCGAUGUGGAACGGCUCGCGAGGUUCCUGUGGUCGCUGCCGGUGGCACAUCCAAAUGUUGCCGAACUGGAGCGCUGCGAGGCUGUCCUGCGAGCCCGAGCGGUGGUCGCCUUCCACGCGGGCCGACACCGCGAGCUCUACUCCAUACUGGAGCGCCACCGGUUUCAACGUUCGAGUCAUGCGAAGCUGCAAGCUCUAUGGUUAGAAGCGCACUACCAGGAGGCCGAGAGACUUCGAGGGCGUCCUCUGGGCCCGGUCGAUAAGUACCGCGUCCGCAAGAAGUUCCCCCUGCCUCGGACCAUUUGGGACGGAGAACAAAAAACGCAUUGUUUCAAGGAGAGAACGCGUUCACUAUUGAGGGAGUGGUACCUGCAGGACCCGUACCCGAACCCGACCAAGAAACGGGAGCUGGCGGCGGCGACGGGCCUAACGCCGACGCAGGUCGGCAACUGGUUCAAGAAUCGACGGCAGCGGGACCGAGCCGCUGCCGCCAAGAACCGCUCGGCGCUGCUCGGCCGGGGCUUCGCCUCCUCCUCCACCUACGACGAGGACUCGGCCGACUCCGAAAUCAACGUCGAGGAGGAGUAG
This is a messenger RNA of Bombyx mandarina (wild silkworm), 1134 nucleotides long. RefSeq names its product homeobox protein SIX6. Gene Ontology annotation, biological process: regulation of transcription by RNA polymerase II. Gene Ontology annotation, cellular component: transcription regulator complex; nucleus. The record is from RefSeq and is a predicted model, not a curated record. NCBI's taxonomy places the organism in Eukaryota, Metazoa, Arthropoda, Insecta, Lepidoptera, Bombycidae. Gene Ontology annotation, molecular function: DNA-binding transcription factor activity, RNA polymerase II-specific; RNA polymerase II cis-regulatory region sequence-specific DNA binding.